Messenger RNA from Caenorhabditis elegans, 742 nucleotides. RefSeq lists its product as uncharacterized. The transcript has 4 exons. The coding region runs from base 44 to 268 and encodes 74 amino acids. NCBI's taxonomy places the organism in Eukaryota, Metazoa, Nematoda, Chromadorea, Rhabditida, Rhabditidae. The record is from RefSeq and is marked reviewed.
AUAGUUAGUUUAGACUUGUUGUAAAAUUUAUUUCGACACUACGAUGAGUUUGCAAAUGGAGCAACUCCAAGAUGCCAUGAAUUACUUGUGUCUCGCUGCGGCUGCUUCGAUUUCUGGAGCUGUUAUUGCAGUCUCGUGUACAUCGGGCCAACGUGAAAACUCCAGAGCUGGCAAAGGAAAGUCUGGACGAUCGAAACGUUCCAAGCGUGAUAAGAAGAACCAGAACAGAGACAGAAGAAGGCUCCAGCUGAUGGUGCUAAGCCGGUAACUCCUGCUUCUCCAUCGGCUCCUGCCAAGGGUGGUGCCGGUGCUGCAAAGUCUGCGGCCUCGAAAGAAGGAUCACAGAGAGUCAAAAAGUCAAAGAAACCUUCGGAGAGAGAGAAAGCACCAAAGGAGGACAAGAACGAGGGAUCUUCGAGAGCCAAAAAGGCUUCAAAGGAGAACCAGGAUGCUGAUAAGAAGCCUGAGGAAGAAGGAAAGACUCCGCCACCAGCCAACCGUGAUGAUGAAACUAAGGCACCAGCUCCAGUCGAACCAUCUCCAAAGCCCGAGGAAGAGGUCAAGCCGGUAACCCCACCACCAACAACUGCUCCGCCUGCACAACCAGACAACCAAGAAAACAUGGGAUCCGUUUACCUCGACAAUGGAAAGAAUUCGUAUGAUAACCAGAAGGCAAGCAACCCUGCUGGUGGUAACAAUUCCGCUUAUCAAUGAUUUUUUGAAUAAAGUUUGAUCAUGAGGU